Messenger RNA from Perca fluviatilis (European perch), 2358 nucleotides. RefSeq names its product synaptic vesicle membrane protein VAT-1 homolog. Lineage: Eukaryota; Metazoa; Chordata; Actinopteri; Perciformes; Percidae. Gene Ontology annotation, molecular function: oxidoreductase activity. The record is from RefSeq and is a predicted model, not a curated record. Bases 256 to 1533 code for a protein of 425 amino acids. The transcript has 6 exons.
AAACCGGAAUGAAUGUUUUACACAUUUUGACGUCUGUCACUUGUUGAGCACAGCGCCCGCACAGGAAACCCCGCAGCAAUAAUCUCAUUUUACUGCCUUCAGCGAGCUGUUUUAUGUCCGUUUUCACCAGAAAUAUUUGCAUUCAACAGGACUGUUUCAUUUUCCUUGAGUGUUACAUUUUUUUAAAGAAACGCCCAGAUAGGCUGAAGUUGAACUAUUGCUGGAAACCUAGAAGGGCACUCAUAAGUGGUUAUCAUGUCUGGCGAAGAGGCUCCAACUCCGCAGCAACAACCUGAGCAGGAGAAGAAGCUCGACGGACCACCGCCGGCUGGCUCAGAAGCACCGCAGGACUCGGGGAGCAGCCCUGCGGCCGAGGAGAAGCCUCUCUCCUUCAGGUCUCUGGUCCUGACGGGUUACGGGGGCUACGAUAAAGUCAAGCUGCAGGUGAAGACGCAGAAGCAGCCGCAGCUGGAGGCAGGAGAGGUCCUGGUGCGCGUCAAGGCGUGCGGGCUAAACUUCGCCGAGCUGCUGGGCAGACAGGGGCUGUACGAGCUGCUGCCCGCCCCGCCUGUCAUCAUGGGAAUGGAGGGCUCCGGGGUGAUUGAAGCAGUCGGGGAGGAUGUGAAGGACAGGAAGGUGGGGGACAGAGUCAUUGUGUUGAACCGCAGUGGCAUGUGGCAGGAAGUGGUUGUUGUGUCCGCCAACCUCACCUUUCCCAUGCCCGAGCAGAUGAGCUUUGAGGAAGGUGCUGCGAUCCCUAUUAACUACCUAACUGCCUACAUGAUGCUGUUUGAGAUGGCCAACGUGAGGCCGGGCAAGAGUGUUCUCAUCCACAUGGCAGCAGGUGGUGUUGGUUUUGCUGUUACCCAGCUGUGUCAGACUGUGCCAGAUGUGACGGUUUUUGGCACGGCAUCAGCCCCUAAACAUGAGACCAUUGCUCAAGGCGGGGUAACUCACCCCAUCGACUAUCGCACCAAAGACUACGUGGAGGAAAUCCGUAAAAUCAGCCCGAAAGGAGUGGACAUCGUCCUCGACCCACUUGGUGGUUCAGACACCCAGAAAGGCUUUAGUUUGUUGAAACCUUUGGGCAUGCUUAUAGUCUUUGGUGCAGCCAAUUGUGUGACAGGGCAGAAAAAGAACCUGUUGGCCAUGGCAAAGACCUGGUACAACCAGCUCUCUCUCACCACGCUCAAACUGAUGCAGUCCAACAAGGCAGUCUGCGGCUUCCACCUGGGCUACAUCACUGAUGAUCAGCUCAUCAGCAGGACUAUGUUCAAGCUGCUGGAGCUCUAUGGGCAGGGAAAGAUCAAGCCCCGCAUUGACUCAUGCUAUCACUUUGAGGAGGUGACUGAUGCCUUCAGGCGCAUGCACGAACGCCAAAACAUCGGAAAAGUCAUCCUUCUUCCUGAAGCAAAGAAGGAGGAAGAGAAGCCAAAGUCCAGCCCUGAGCUGGUAGAAAAUGUGGAAAAAACUGAAGCCGCCGUCAACGUCAAGGAAGAAGAGACCACAGAGGAAGUUAAAGCCGAGGAUUGAGUAAGAGUGUUUAUUUGAAUGAUGUUUUCAAGCACUUCCUGAAUGAGUUCCCUAUUGUUCAUUUGUCAAAAAGAGAAGAAAAGCGAGAUGCCAUGAAUUCUUUGACGUUUUUUCAAAUGUUUAUGAAGAUUUUGUCGUGCAAUAUGUCUGUAUUGUAGUGUCUAUGUUGGGAAUACUUGUGUUUUAAAUAAGAAUUAACUGCAUUAUUGUACAUUACAUGAGGAAUAAUACCUUCUCAUUACAGAUGGCUGUUAAAAAAUGACAAAAUGAAGGCGUGUGGCUUCAAAAUUUUAGCUCCCCGUGACAACAGCUCUAAAAUAAAUAUUUGCAAUGACAACAAACCAGGGCCAGUAUGUAUAAAGCUUCUAAUAAAUGGUCCCAAAAAUGGUCCUACACGUAUACAUGAUUAUUAUUAAUAUGGGACCUGAUGCAAGGCACUUAUUCUUGAAGGGUAACUACCAUUUUUUUUCAACCUGGACCCUAUUUUCCUAUGUUUUUGUGUCUAAGUGAUGGAUGGGAACAACAAUCUUUGACAUUGGUUCAGUAUUAAGCAAGAUCGCUGCAGUCGGCAGCGGCGAAACAAGCUACAAUGUAAGUUGAUAGGGAAAUUGUCCAGCUUUGAUUUACCUUCACAAAAGUGCUCGUUUUGCAGAUUACUAUUCUGUGACAACAUUAUGGAACGGAUCCCUUCAGAGGUAUACCUUUUAAAACCUCUUUGAGACCUUUCAGUUUAACCAGAAACAGCUCUGAGGUCGCUAGCACUAAACCCAACAGACUCCAUUUAAAAAAAGCAAUACUUUUAGCGUGUAUAGAGCCAACCUAUUU